Molecule: messenger RNA, 1023 nt
Organism: Mytilinidion resinicola
Lineage: Eukaryota; Fungi; Ascomycota; Dothideomycetes; Mytilinidiales; Mytilinidiaceae
Exons: 1
Coding region: 400-1023 (207 amino acids)
Source: RefSeq, a predicted model, not a curated record
GUGACAUGUCGGCAAACUGAAGUGGCGCAAGCCCUUCGAUUAAAAGUUAUGACUGCAUGAAUAGGAUAUAGAAGAUGGAGGCAGAGCUCUCUCUGCAUAAGAGUUAGAACGGUGUCCAAGCCUACCUGAGGUAGUGCAAAUGCAUGUGAGUGGAGCGGAAAGUGGCCGGAUACUGGAUCCGAGAGUUGUGGACCAUCCUCCUUCUAAUUAGCGGAAAGCGGGGAAUAAGAAGAAGAAGAGAAAUGCGGUUCAGGAUGAGGUCGUGAUAGUGCUUCCAUCCUUCUCCUUCUAUUUGGCAGCAACCGGGGGAUCCCGAGCACGUCAUACGAAAUGGCCGGAGAAUUUCGCUAUUCAUAGACGACAAGGUGCGAUUACUUUCUUCCGGUGGUUUGAGAAGAAAUGAGGAGAGCGGAACGUGUUCGUCGGCGACGAGGGUGGCUUGUUAUUGCAGGGCUUGAGCGAAUUAAGGCGCACAUCCUGGCAGUCUGGCGGAGGGCGGGAUGCUUCACAGUGAUUCCUCAUGCAGCUGUCCCCGGCUUUGCACAUGACGAUGCGGGUGGCGGUGAGGGAGCGGGCUCGAGGAGAGGACGUGCCGUGAACAUGUUCAACCACAGCAGCAGCACUGUGGCCCCCCUGGGUAGCAGUUGCACGAUACCGGCAUCUGUCGCGGAAACACGAAGCAUCAGAACCCGAUUCAUGGGAGACCGUGUUGAAAGCCGGGGACAUGCUACAACUGCACGCACGGCCGGCUCAGGCGCACUCAUCUCGCCGUGGUGUCAACUCCAGACACGCCAGGCUGCCUUGCUAUUUCGGGCGCAGGAGAGGCAGGCCGAUCGGCAGAGACGGUGGCAGCAGACGGACUCGCUAUGGGGCGUUGCGCAACUCCACGGCGUGCUCGGCUGGACCCCACAGCGGCCGCAUCGACGGCGUGCCUGUUGUCUUCCUUCUGUCUUCGGAUCGUCGUGGCCGGCUCCUCGUGGCGGGCGUGGUGGCGGAAGUGUUUCACCAUUGCGCGCCGCUUGA